Messenger RNA from Blastocystis hominis, 738 nucleotides. RefSeq lists its product as hypothetical. The record is from RefSeq and is a predicted model, not a curated record. Gene Ontology annotation, molecular function: protein binding. Bases 1 to 738 code for a protein of 245 amino acids. NCBI's taxonomy places the organism in Eukaryota, Bigyra, Opalinata, Blastocystidae. The transcript is spliced from 5 exons.
AUGCUGAAGCUAUCAAACCACGAAAUUGAGACGCUUGGUCAGCUAUCGAAUCUGGAGCAUGUAAACCGUUUAGACCUAUCUGGUAAUAAACUAAAAUCGAGUCUUGAAACAUUAACAGGAUUAACCUACUUAAAUCUGAGCAGUAAUGAACUUUCUGGGAAGGGUAUUCGUGGAAUAUUAUCAUUGGAGCAGCUCGUCUUUUUAAAUCUUGGGAAUAACCGAAUUGGUAUGCUUCCUGAUUUUGCGUUUGCCAAGAUGAUUCACUUGAAAUGCUUACUUCUGAACGGAAACAAGCUCGAGUCGUUUGCUUUUGCGAGCCUUCUUACUGAAUUGAACACGUUGGUUCUCUCAAACAACAACAUUGAAUCGAUUCCCGAAGAUGCCUUCAAGAAUCUGACUUCGUUACGAAAAUUGUCCUUGGGGCAUAACAAGCUACGUGAGUUUCCUCCAGUGUUCCAGCUUCCCUCCCUGAAAGAGUUGAAUCUCAACGGCAACAAAAUCUCUUCCAUCCCCGAUGCAAUUUCUCAGUUGAGCCAUCUCACCCUUCUGGAUAUCGGAAGCAAUCUGAUAGAAAACGUCGAAUCCUUAGCGAUUCUGAGUUCUCUCCCGUUCCUAUCAAAGUUGAAUGUGGCUCAGAAUACGUUCUACGGAGAAGGCUAUCAAGAGCAGGUCUGGCUCUGGGAAAGGAGCGAAAAGAAUCUCGCAAACGCCAUUUUGAUGAGAAGCAUCCCAACCUGA